GUAGGCCUCAUCUCAUGCAACAAGGCGUGAGCUCUGAAUUACUUAGCAAUUAAUCACCAUCUUCACGCCUUUUCACAACCUCAACCCGGUACUUCGUCGAAUCACCUUCUCAUCCCGGACGAGAGGUCUUUGAUGCAUUGUAUAGAAAAAUCUGAUGAUAAUUAACAACAUCACACCAUCCCAGAUAAAACUGUUGGAAUCUACACCGAAAACAAACGGAUGAGCCGCGGAACAUCACCAUUCAUUAUCUACAGAUACAGCAAUGACUUUUGUAUAAAACUGCUGCACUGACAUUUCCCACAAACGGUGAAAGAGGCCAUCUGUCUCCUUUUUGAGCAAAGUCCUCUGUCACCAUGUCUUCUCCCACCGAGAUCGUAGUGCUUGGUGCUGGUGUCGCAGGACUCACUACGGCCCUCGAAGCCCGCCAGCAAUUCCCCAAUGCGCAAAUCACCGUGGUGGCCAAAUUUUUGCCGGGGUUCACCUCUCCCACGGAAUACGUAUCGCCAUGGGCCGGCGCCAACUGGCACUCUUUCGAGAAGGAACGCAACCAGUUCGCCGAAUACGAUGCCGUGUCGUUUACCAAGUUCACCGAUAUCGCCGCAAAGUCUCCCGAGAGCGGGAUAAAAAGCAUGCCCAUGCGAGUGUUUUACGACAGCGACGAAAGACGCCAGGACUUGUGGUACGGGGACUUUAUCGGUGGUAUCGAGGAAGCUCCCAAGCACGAACUCCCGGAAGGGGUCGUGGUGGGAUUGGACAUGGCCAGCUUCAUGAUCAACACGGUCGCAUAUCUUCAGUGGCUCCAAAUGCAACUCCUUCAACGAAACGUCAAGUUCCUACGACGCUCAUACACCCACGUUGAUACACUCAUGCGAGACUUUCCUCACGCAAAGGCCUUUUUCAACUGUACAGGCUUGGGCGCCAGACUCCUGGGCGGUGUCGAGGAUGCAUCGGUCUACCCUACCAAAGGUCAAACCAUGCUUAUCGCCGAGCCCAUCAAGCCCCUCGAACGCAUGUACAUACGUUCUUGCUCCGACUGGAAUCCGGGAGAGUUUGCACACGUCUUCCCCCGUCCCCUCGGUGGAGGCGUCAUCAUAGGUGGUGUGCGUCGCGACCAUGACUGGACCGCCGAACCGGACAUGCAGCUCGCCGAACGGAUCAAGGAGAGAUGUUGCGCAAUUGCUCCGGAGUUGGGUAGGCCCGAAGAUUUGCAAGUGAUAAGUCACAAUGUUGGAUUGAGACCGAGUAGAAAAGGAGGCGCGAGAGUAGAGUUGGAAAGGAAGAAUGGCGGUAAUCUUCUCAUCCAUAAUUACGGUGCGUCUGGAGCAGGUUAUCAAUCUUCAUGGUGCGUACAGUACAUUUUCCAUACCUAGGUCUCUGCGUCUCUCUCUCUCUCUCUCUCUCUAUUGAAGUGGUGAUGAUGAUGAUGAUGAUGGCACAAAUGCUAACCGACAUGUUGAAAAAGGGGCAUGGCAGCACAUGCUGUCAGAUUGUUGAAGGAUGAAUUGAAGUCGAGAUCGAAACUUUGAGACCGAGGAAAUCUACGUAUGUUACAUGGUUGACUUGUACAUCCCCGGAUAUGUAUCGUGAGAAUCUCGUCUGGGCGAGCCUUUGAAUAUCAGCAAGGAUCUUACUCCGUAGUUAGAGCCUUCAACUGAAUGCACAUGGUACCGAGGACGAGCAUUCUUUGUUGUAGAGGUGAUUCUAUUCAAUCUGUACUCCGUAUCCGCACGAAGUACGGAUAAUGAAUUAAUAUUUCCUCCCCUGCAGCACGUAAGGAGUACAUCAUUGAACUAGUACAGACCUGUCACGGGGGCGGCUGGGUGGACGUCGGGUCUAAGCCUCGCAAUGACGAGGAUACAGUACAAGACAUUUUUUACUCUGUACUAAAAUGUCUUGUACUCUGUUGGAACCGGAGAAAUAGAUAAUAAGCUACGGAGUACGGAGUACAAUAUCUCUUAAGUGG
This is a messenger RNA of Exophiala oligosperma, 1963 nucleotides long. RefSeq lists its product as hypothetical. The coding region runs from base 354 to 1370 and encodes 338 amino acids. NCBI's taxonomy places the organism in Eukaryota, Fungi, Ascomycota, Eurotiomycetes, Chaetothyriales, Herpotrichiellaceae. Gene Ontology annotation, molecular function: FAD binding; D-amino-acid oxidase activity. The record is from RefSeq and is a predicted model, not a curated record. The transcript has 3 exons.